AUGGAGGAACCGGAAAUCAUCAAUGAUCUGCUCUAUUUGAAACGCGAGGAAAGGAAAGUUAAACUGUUAGAGAAGAUCAUGGAAAAGCGGUUGAAAGGAGCAAUUAAGGCAAAGCCGAGAGCUUAUGCAGUGAAGCUCUACAAAGACUGCAUCAAGCUGCAAGGACAUAAAAAGGUGAUAUUUCUAAACAAGGUGAAGGUAGUGAAGCAAUUUAAGGACCAUUUGGUGCUGGUUUUGAGUAGUGAAUCCAAAGCUAAGUGGAAGCACUCCCUGACCACAAUGAAGUUCAAGACUCCCGAUAGCUAUGCUAGUGUGCUGUGCAGUUUAACCGAAGCCAUGAAGGCUCAGGAGAGUCAAGUAAAGGAAAAUGGAUCCCAGCAAAGAAGCACGGAAUCAGAACAGGGUUUAUCAAAGGGGAAUCUUAGUGAAAAUGACCCGGUUCCACCAGAAAGCCUUUGUCUUCCAAGGGUAAAUGUGCCCGAAUCAAUAGAGUACCCUGGAUACGUAAAGAAUGCAAAGAAGUUUUAUUCGUUGGACAGCGGUACUGCAGAACAAGCAAAAAUGGAAGAGUUAAGGAGAGCUAAAGGGAGACGAAGGGUAUGCAGGACAGCAUCAAAGAGAUUUCUGAACACGGGAUACACGGCGAAGAGAAGCACCAGCUGGAAUGAGGAUUCGGACCAUUGUAGUAGUUUCACCUCGGACCCCGAUUUUUACUUUGAAUCGAGUGACAGUGAGUCGGAUAGCACUUCGAGAUACCACUACAAGAGAGAUCGUCAAAAUAAUAAGGAAUUCAGCCUGGUUGUUCCGAAAUCCAACGAUUCAAAAGAGUUUAUUCAAGACAGUCAGGGAAAUUUAGUCCACGUUAUCAGACCGCGGACGACCCAACCCAGGAGUAUGGUCCGCUAG
Echinococcus granulosus is the source of this 906-nucleotide messenger RNA. RefSeq lists its product as hypothetical. The transcript has a single exon. NCBI's taxonomy places the organism in Eukaryota, Metazoa, Platyhelminthes, Cestoda, Cyclophyllidea, Taeniidae. The coding region runs from base 1 to 906 and encodes 301 amino acids. The record is from RefSeq and is a predicted model, not a curated record.